CUGUAGGUCUUUUGCAUGUGAUCUGAUGUUUAUGCCAUAUUCUUCUUUAUUUAGAAAGUUAUAUAUCAUAGAUGAUCAAAUACUAAUUCAUUAAUUUAAUUCUAUUUUCGUUUCUUAUUUAAAAAUGUAACAUAAUAUAUAAAAUUUAUCAUAACAAUAUGCCGGUAUUUUGAUCGGCAUGUUCAAGACAAUUUUUAUAUUUGUUUUUGUUCAUAUUCUUUUGUGAUUUAAUUUGUCACUCAAUGCAAUCUCUUGUGGUAUUUAUUUCGAUUUUUAAUGCCAUAUUUUGCCCUGGCCAUGGAUUAUCCAGUGUUCAAAAUGAAUUGCUAGAACAGCCACUAACUCCUUAUGUACAUAAACAUGGAUCAAGAUUAACCCAUCGAUCAAUACAAGAAUGCCAUAAGGAAGAAUAUGGCAGUCCACCUCAUGAAGUCUAUCCAGCUCAUGUGAAUGUGAAUCUUUCAGAGCCUUUUAUUCAGGUAAAAAGAUUUGUAAAGGAGCUUACAAAUUCAUUCCCUCGUAGGACUGUUAGAGGACAUUAUGUUUUAGUAUCUAAUCCUCUUAAGACCUUGUCAGUAUUAGAACCAGAUCAGCCUGGAGGCUGCAGUUUAAAUAUUCGACAAACUGUAUCUGCUACCUCAAAGAAACAUAAAUGUACUGUAGCAAUCAAUGCUGGAUAUUUUGAUACAACAAGCGGAAAGUGUUUAGGAAAUGUUAUUAGCAAUGGUCGGAUUGCUCAUGAUUCAAACGGAAUACAGAAUGCCCAUUUUGGAUUAACUAAAGAUGGAAAGAUAUUUACUGGAUAUGUAUCGGAAGAAAAUGUUCUGUCUGGAAAUUUACUUCAACUAGUAGGUGGUGUCAUUUGGAUUUUGAGAAAUGGAACAGGAUUUGUAAAUGUUAGCAAGAAAUUAGAAUGUGAAAAAACAGAAGAAACAGGUCCAAUGGAUCAUUUCAUUAAUAUACUGUCAGCUAGAUCAGCAGUUGGCCAUGAUGAAGAUGGAAAUGUUAUUAUUGUUCAAGUAGAUGGGAAAUCUGGAGUAGACGGUAUCAAUUUGAAUGAAAUGGAAACAUUACUACAACAAUUGGGUGUAGUAAAUGCUAUCAAUUUGGAUGGUGGUGGAUCUUCUACCUUAGUUAUUAAUGGAACUACAGCAAACUAUCCUUAUGAUGCAUGUGAUGACCAAGCUUUCACUUGUGAUAGGAAAGUAAGCACAGUUUUAUGUGUUCAUUCCCCAUACUGUGAUCCUUACGACUGCAAUAAGCAUGGAGCAUGUUCGGUUGGAGAAUGUAUAUGUGAAAAGAACUGGUUGCCACCAAAAUGUGAUCAACUUUUUUGUAGUAAAAACAACUGUUCCAAUAGAGGAAUAUGUACUAAUGAAGGAUGUAUUUGCCAUCCUGGAUAUUUUGGUGAAGACUGCACUGAAAGUUGCCUUAGUGGAUGGUAUGGCAGUAUGUGUUCCAAACAGUGUGAUUGUUUUAAUUCUGUGGGCUGUGAUCCUAUCAGUGGUAGUUGCAAAUGCAAAAGGGGUUUUACUGGGGAGAAGUGUCUUUCAAGUUGUCCUGUUGGUUUCUUUGGCCAAAACUGUCAAUUAAAUUGCCAGUGCAAUAAUACUUGUUUCUGUGACCCUGUGACUGGUGAUUGUGAAGUAUCUUUCAAUAGUAGUAUUUAUAAAGCUGCUAAAUGUGUAGCAAGGAACAUUAUUCAGAAUGAAAAUCUAGUCAAAGAUAAUGUUGGUGAAAGAAGAAAAUGGUACCUAACCAUGGUUAUUCUUGGAAUUAUAACUGCUGUAUGCCUGGCCUCAUUCCUUCUUUUGAUGUUUUGUUCCUGUUCUUGUUCCUGCCAAAAUGAACAAAUUUUGUGUUUGAGAAAAGAAGGAAAGCAAAAGAAAAAAUAUCGAUUACAAGUACCAAGUGGUUAUUUAUCUGAUUCCAUGUCAGAUAGUGAGACUGUGCCUAUGCAAAAUUUUGAAAAAAGUUGAUAUGUAUGUUUUUCUAUAACUAGUCAAUUCUUGAUUAGUCACUUGACUAGUCAAACAUUUUUAUAUGUUUAUUUGGGUUCAGUUACUCAAGAAUUAUAGAAAACUUUAUUAUAUUUAUAUAUUAAGAGAUCUGUUAUAUAUUUUAUAUAAAGUCAUUUAUAAAAUUUCGAAUAACACACUUAUUAAUACUACACUAGCACAAUUAUCUCUCAAUUCAUAAUAAACUAAAUGCUUUAUAAGGAACAUUUUUCAUCUAAAAAUUG
This is a messenger RNA of Argiope bruennichi, 2242 nucleotides long. Its product is annotated as N-acetylglucosamine-1-phosphodiester alpha-N-acetylglucosaminidase-like. The record is from RefSeq and is a predicted model, not a curated record. Lineage: Eukaryota; Metazoa; Arthropoda; Arachnida; Araneae; Araneidae. Bases 243 to 1979 code for a protein of 578 amino acids. The transcript is spliced from 11 exons.